This is a messenger RNA of Micromonas pusilla CCMP1545, 1227 nucleotides long. RefSeq lists its product as uncharacterized. The transcript has a single exon. Bases 1 to 1227 code for a protein of 408 amino acids. NCBI's taxonomy places the organism in Eukaryota, Viridiplantae, Chlorophyta, Mamiellophyceae, Mamiellales, Mamiellaceae. The record is from RefSeq and is a predicted model, not a curated record. Gene Ontology annotation, molecular function: protein binding.
AUGGCGUCCCCCGCGGACCCCCCCGCGACGUUCGUCGUCGAGGUGAAGCACGGGAAGGACGCGAUGAAGAUCGACGUCGCGACGGACGAGACCGUGGCGUCGCUCAUGGAGACGAUACAAGAUCGCCUCGGCGUCCUGACGAAGCAUCAGAAGCUCCUCGCGAAGGGCAAAGUGCUCGAGGCGUCCAAGUCGAUAGCCGCGCAGGCGUGCAAAGGCGGCGAGGCGACGCCCGGGGGCAAGGUGACCGUGAUGCUGAUGGCGAGCAAAGGCGGCGGCGGCGGCGGCGCGCCCGCGCCGCCGACCGCGGGGCAGGCUGCGCUCCUCGCGAGCCGCGCGGCGAAAGCCGCGAAGCUGGCGGACGCGAGGCGCGCGUCGUCGCGCGCUUCGGAGACGACGACGCACGACGCGAAACGUCGCGCGGCGGCCGCGACGACCGCGUCGCGCGAGGCGGCGUGGGAGAAGACCGGCAUCGUGGGCCUGCGCGACGCCGCGCUGGACGCCAUCCCGGACGAGGUGUGCGCGCUGCGCGACGCCGCGCGCGUCGUGGAUCUCCACGGCAAUCGCGUCGCCGCCGUGCCGCCGUCGUUCGCGGCGUUGACGCGUCUCACGCGGCUGCGACUGAGCGGGAACGCGCUCACGACGCGAUCUAUCGCGUGGAUGGAGGUGUGCGGCGCGCUGUCGAGCAGCUUGCAGGUGCUCGCGAUCGACGACAACGCGCUGACCGGGGAGCUGCCGGGCGAUAUUGGGGCGCUGCGGGAGCUGAGAGAGCUGAGCGCGGAUGGCAACGAGAUCGACGCGCUGCCGUCCGCGAUCGGCGACCUCGCGCGGCUCGAGCGGCUGUCCGUGGCGAGGAAUAAGCUGACCGCGCUGCCGGGAGAGCUGUCGAGGUGCGCGCGGCUCGACGCGAUCGACGCGCGGCGGAAUAGGAUAACGGCCAUACCGGAGGCGUUAUCGGAGUGCGCGAUGUUGCGCGCGCUGGCGCUCGACGACAACCGCGUGCCGGCGUCAGGCGUGCCGUCGGCGCUUCUCUCGUUCGCGCCGCGGCUGUGCGAGCUGUCCCUGCGCGAUAACGUCGUCACGAUGGAAGAGCUCAGGGAAUUGGACGGGUGGGGCGCGUACGACGCGCGCAGAAGAGCGCGCGCGGGGAAGGUGCUCGAGAGCGGCGUGAUGCUCGGGGACAAGGCGUUCGACGAGGGCGCCGACAUCGUUCGGUUCGCGCGGCACUGA